AUGCCGAUCAAAUCGCUGGACGCCUUUGCGACGGAGCGACGGCUGUUCAAGCCCCAGGCCCUCUCCGGUCUCAAUGGCUCUAUUCUCGGCAUUGACGCGGACCACUACUUGUCUGUCAUUUCCGCUCUGGCAGCCACCUACCCUCAGGUGGUCACUGGAGGAUCUUCUCUGCCGCCCAAGGUGCGAGACGUGCUUCUUAGGGACCUCACCACCCUCAAGUCCCACAAGAUUACACCCUAUUUUGUCUUCCGCGGACUUCCGGCUGCUUCGGCCAACCCCCACCUCUUCAAGCAGUAUGACCUCCAACAUGCUGAGAUGCGAAGCCAGCGACGACAGGCUGCCUGGAACCAGUAUGAGGCUGCAUCCACCGAGGCUGAGCAUGCCACACUCGCAGCCUUCCAUGACUCGGGUCUCAACCCUGUAACCACCUCCGCAGCGGUGUUCAGAAACAUCACUGGUCUCUUGGCGGAGAACAAUGUGGAGUACUCGGUCGCCCCCUACUAUGCAUGGGCCCAGUUGGCUUACCUGGUCAGCACCGAACGCAUUGAUGCUGUUCUGGGCCCCUCAGAACUGCUUCUGGCUCCCCAUGUGGACAAGAUUCUAGUCACCAUGGAUGACAAGAACGCCAGCGUGCUCCACAAGAAGGCCCUGCUGCAGGAACUCGGCGGUCUCACUAAUGAACUUUUUGUUGAGGUUGCUUUGGCCGCCGGCUGUGAUCUCACUGGAAACUACACCUUCCCUCCCUUCGAGCACCCUAUCAACGUUAUGGGUCAGCCCACUACUCCGAUCCGAACCGCUGCCGACUCGCUCGCCCAGUACCCCUCUAUCUACACCGCUGUGGCUACCUACGGCGCUGACCAGGGCGUCUUUGCCGCCCGGUUCAGACGUGCAUUUGCAGCAUUCAAAUUCUGCCCCGUUCUUCACGCUGACGGCCAUGUCGGCCCUCUGCCAAACACUGGCGACGUGCCCAACGACUCACACGACUUUCUGGGCCAGCGACUCCCCGAUGAACUCAUCUACUACCAGAAUGCUGGUCUCAUUGGACCUGACCUUCUCACUGUGAUCGUGUCUGGCUUUGCUGCUGAAGAGGCCGGCCUGGACGGUGACGCUGAUAUCGAGUACCGAACUCUUGUCAAGAAGCUGCCCGAUACGUACUCCAAGUGUCUCAACCUCAUUACCCAGUCUCUGCACCGAUACUAUCACUACAAAAAGUACAACAUUGUGUAUUUCUGGCAGCCCGAGACCGAACACAGCCUCAAUUCGCAGUUCCAGCCUGCUCUCUACGUGGGUCUUAACUGGAAGACCGACAAGCUUGAUGGUCUUUCUUCCAAGCCCGUGAGCGCUGUCAAUGUGUCGUCUGUGUUGGACCUCAUUUCAAACAGCUCUGCUGACUGGAAGAAGGCUUCUCUUACCACUGACCACAAGGUGCUGCUCUCAACAAACACACAGAUUCUUGCAAACACUAUUUUGCGACUUCUUCAGCUUGAGGGCUACAUUGACCCCAAGACUCACUCUCUGACCAAGUGGGGAGAGGUGCUACAGGCGUUCGGAAAUGAACCUAUGGCUCUCCCCAUUCUAUCCCUGUUGAGAAACAAGCUACUUGACAACAAACCUCUGACCCCUCAGUCUGUCACCGCCUUUGCUCCUUCUGCCUCCCCACUUCUUCUCAAGGUGGCUGGAUUUGUCAACAGCACCAGUGGCACCUACAGAGGGCGGUUCAGCCGACUGGCCCUUGCGAUGUCCGGUAUCGCUGCCACUCAGACCCGAGCUACUCGAUGGCUCCUGGAAGCAACUCUUUUCUCUCUACUUUCCUAUGCUGCUGACAAGGGACGAGAUGCCUCAGUUUACGAGCUUGGUCGAGCUCUUCCCUUCAACACUCUUCCCUCUUCCAUCACCGUUAAUGUGAUUGACCAGCUGCUUCGUGGAGCUGCUCUGGAGGACGUCGCCAAGGUGUGCUACCACGGUGACUCUGCCGCCAAGAUUGUUUCUGAACAGCUUGCUCAGUUCAAGGCCGUGUGGCAAGCUCUUUUCGCUGCCGCCGAAAAGGCUCAUAUGCUUGACCUGAUCUCGGCUGAUGUGUACAAACAGUUUGUUGAGGCCAACGACGUGUGCAAAAAUAAGUUAUAA
Molecule: messenger RNA, 2127 nt
Organism: Yarrowia lipolytica CLIB122
Lineage: Eukaryota; Fungi; Ascomycota; Dipodascomycetes; Dipodascales
Molecular function (GO): 5'-flap endonuclease activity
Source: RefSeq, a predicted model, not a curated record